ACGACUCGAAAAUCGAGGGGAGGGGUGAGAGCCAAGCAGAGGUAACUCGCCGGGUCUGUGGCAAGCUAAUCUAAACGAAGCCUUAAACGGCCCGUCAAAAGAAUUAAAAGGCAGUCGAGUACAGCAAUUUUAGACGAACAAGAGGACGCAUUCAUUGACGUUAACGACAGGGCAAAGAUGGACAACCGAAACACCCCUGAAGAGAAACCGGUCCAGCGCUCUAAAUCCUUCAGCUUCAAGACUCAAAGGGAAGUAUGCUCGUCCUGUGACAAGACUGUCUACCCCAUGGAGAGACUGGUGGCCAACAACCUGAUCUUCCACAGCACCUGCUUCUGCUGCAAGCACUGCAACACCAAACUCAGCCUUGGCACUUACGCUGCCCUACAGGGUGAGUUCUACUGCAAGCCCCACUUCCAGCAGCUCUUCAAAAGCAAAGGCAACUACGACGAGGGCUUUGGGCGCAAGCAGCACAAGGAGCUGUGGGCCUCAAAGGAGGCGGAGAAAAUAACCAAGACCGCAUAACCCCCGUCUGCCUGCGUCGUCCUGGCCAUCCGAUCCCUCGCCCAUCUCACCCAUCUUUCUCUCUCCACCUUCACCCCGCCAUUUUUGAACACACGCACAUCAUAUGGCACAUCGUGAAAAAUGCACACAGGCGCACACACACACACACACAGUAAAUGAUGUGACCUGCUUGAAACGUCAGAUGGUGAGGUGUUUUUAUCUUGAUUUCAAUUGAGCGCAUAUCAUUAUCUUUCAAUCAUUUUAUUUUCCAUUUCCUCCAGGGAAAUGUUUGUUGAUGGUGACCAAACACCUUCUCCACCAGCCAGUGUUAAAUUUCUGCUGGAAGUGGGAAGUGAAAUCUUAAAACGUUUUACCUUUUUCAAAAAACAUUUUUUUUUUCAAAUCUUUUUUUUUCCAGUUGCACCCUUCUUGCUUAGUCGUAAGGAAAUGGUAUGCUCGGAAGAACUCAUUGUUAAAUGUGAAGUUCUAGAUCAGUAGGCCUACCUCUGUGCAGUAGCGGAGCAUACAUUCAGGGCAAGAUUCUGAGGGGGUUUAUUUGACUAUUCUACUUAUCUUUCUGAUUGUUACUUAAAAAUGGAUCCACCGUGUAUUGACUGAGCAGUUCUCUAGUGGUCAUGUUGUUAGUUGAUCAGGGUUUUUGAAAUCUGAGAAACAAACCUGGAACACAGUACUGUAUAUAACAAUCUCACAUAAUGGCACACUCCUGCCUGUCCUCUCACUGUCCGCUUCCUUUUCUGACAGAGUUUUAUUUUCGUUAUUCCAUUUAAUUUUAUAUUUUGUAAAAAUAUUUUGUUUAAGUUCCUGUGAUCUGAAUGGGCUGUCUGGUGUGAUGCGCAUGUUAGUUGUCUUGAGUCUCAGACUCGCCUUGUUACUGUACUAACCUCUCGUUUUGAAUUUGUUUAAAUGUGCUUCAUUGACUCAUCACGUUUUAACAAGCACUCUUUGUGUAUAUGCUGAGUCUGACUGAUGUCAUGCCGAAAGCUACUUUUACCAGAGCUAUAUGGCUGGAAUAUUAAUGGGUUUUAAAUGUCCUAUUUUGGGUAUGAGAAGUAUCUCAUAGGUUGAUCUGUACAUAUAGGUGUAGUUUGUACUUAGUGAACAUAUCACACUAUAAUGUACUCUGUCUUGCGCAUAUGACCAUGCAUGACCACCAGGCAAGACGUUUUACAGGGAACAGCUUCACAGUAAACCAACCGUCACUCCAUUUAGUGCUACUUCCAGCCCCUACAGUUAUAUCAUGCUAGGGCUGUAUUUUGCUCUGCCAGUGUGUAAACCAACCUAGACUUCACUCUAACAUACUGUCUUAUCUUGAUGGGGCAUCACAUCGUUCCAUAUAAUCUUCCUUCGUAGAAACUUAUAGUGCGUGUCACUUUCACUAACAUUUUUCUUUUUUGGGUCAGUACCUACCUGGGCCCUCUAUGUCUCGAGUGUUUAGCUGUCUUGAAGCACCGGAGCCUGUUCUUUCAGAGCUUGCGAAGACCAAGGCCUUUAGAGUUGUAAGAGCAGAGUUUAGAACAGUGUACCCUGAACCUCUGCAUGGAGCUCCUCCUACUGGUGGAAGCGUGGAAGGGAUUGGCUAGUCAACCCGGAGGCCCUUAGGCAGCUGUUGGUUUAGCGGUAGUUCUGUGGACAUUUUGAGUAUGUGACGAGACCUAGCCAAAAGUGCAAACUUACGCAGACCACAGUUGGUUAUUAAUAUCAUUCGUUCUUAUUCUUUUCCAAGAAUAAAACGACUCAAUUUUCAUAAAAAUAAAACGUAUCAAAUGUCCCUAACCACUUGACUGACACUUGAAUGACACAAAAUAUAUUUUGUGGCUGAAAGUUUACUGUGAAUGAAACAUGCUGUGCAGAAUAGACAAUAAACUGAGGAAGAGGUAUACAUUACUUUUGUAUAGAAAAGCCUUAGAAAUGAGUAACCUAACCAUAUUUGUUUUCCAUACAAAACUUUAAUUCAGUGCACUUUGUGCAUAACUACCACCACCUUCUACAUACUCUAACUUCUACCUUCUCACUUGUCAAAUAAAAAUGCUUAUGCUUGCUUUAUACAGUUAAAGCAGUGGGCACUAGUGGUCACUUAAUUCUGCCUGCAUUUGCCCACUUUCUAAAGCCCCUUACUGAAUUUACCAUAUUUGAACUAAUUGAGGUUUUCUAUUUGUCUUUAUCAUCUGAGUUCAUGCCUGUCCUCGUCGGUAACCAUGGACACAAAGACACUGUGUCCAUAUCACCUGUUCUGUAAGAGCAGUACGCCAAGGUACAAACGCGUAAUCUGUGAAUUAACUUUUGUUUUGUAAGAGACACGAAAGAGGAUGUUUUUCCACACCUGCGCACCAGGAGGCUCAGGUGAACGAGAACCGUGUUCCUGUGUUCUACAAGUCAUCUAGUGUGCUAAAUUUAACGUAACUUCGUUUUGGUUUUUCAAUUCAAAAGUCACUGUUGUCCAUAAUUGAUACGAGAUUUAAAUGUAUGCAUCUUAUUGAAAAUGUAUUCGAUAUAAACUUGACCUGUGGAAUGAGGUGGCCUUGCAGUAGAAGGCCAACGGGCCGCGUGCUGUGUCUCCUCUCUUUACUUCAGGAUGUAGUUCAUGUUGUGCUGGUAGAAGAAUAUGAUCAUAAAAUGUGAACCCUGCUACACACACACACACAAUCAGAUGUAUAUUGUCUGCUCUUUUUCUUUCCAUAGUUUUUUAUUUUAAUUUUUUUACAUGCUUUUUGGAGAAAAAAUAAAUAAAGAUGCUGGUGCUGACUCAGA
This is a messenger RNA of Osmerus eperlanus (European smelt), 3270 nucleotides long. RefSeq names its product LIM domain containing 2 (gene limd2). The coding region runs from base 178 to 522 and encodes 114 amino acids. Gene Ontology annotation, molecular function: actin filament binding. Gene Ontology annotation, cellular component: plasma membrane; actin cytoskeleton. The record is from RefSeq and is a predicted model, not a curated record. The transcript has 4 exons. Gene Ontology annotation, biological process: actin filament bundle assembly. NCBI's taxonomy places the organism in Eukaryota, Metazoa, Chordata, Actinopteri, Osmeriformes, Osmeridae.